CAAAAAACUAGCCGCUGUUUCCUUGGCGAGGAGGCGAAGGGAAGAAGAAAUGGCAUCCCUGGCAAGACGAUUUCUGCGCCAGCCGCUUUGCGCUGGCAUCAGAGGUUACCACUGUGCUCGCGUGCAAUGCUCUGAUACGCUGUUCGUUCACAGGGAUGCUCCAGAGAACAAUCCUAACACUCCGUUCGAGUUUACAGCCGGGAAUUUGAAGCGCAUCGAGACGAUCAAAGCGAACUACCCGAAAGGGCACGAGAAUGCCGCGUCGAUCCUUCCAGUGCUGGAUCUAGCGCAGAGGCAGCACGGGUGGCUGCCCAUCUCUGCCAUGAACAAGGUAGCCGAGGUUCUGGAGGUGGCACCCAUGCGGAUUUACGAGGUAGCAACGUUCUACACGAUGUUCAACCGUGAGCCAAUGGGGAAGUUUCACAUCCAGAUCUGCACAACAACGCCGUGCAUGCUGCGUGACUCUACUGCUAUACUGGACACGAUCAGGUCUAAGCUGGGCAUAAAGGUCGGCGAGACGACCCAGGAUGGCCUGUUCACCCUAUCCGAGGUUGAGUGCUUGGGUGCGUGUGUGAACGCGCCCAUGGUCCAGAUCAAUGAUAACUAUUACGAAGAUCUGACCGUGGACGACAUGGAAGAGAUUUUGGACACGCUAACCAAAGGUGGCAAGCCAAAGACUGGUCCCCGCAGCGGACGCUUUGCUGCCGAGCCACUGAAGGGCAUGACAACGCUGACGGAACCACCGACUGGGCCGGGCUUUGGACUGCAAUCUGAUUUAUAGACAAUAUCGCUGCUUAUGGUUGCUUGUGACCCAGUCGCCUUUAUCUUUGGUUACCUCGGUGAAGACGACUGGGAGUGGAUUAUUGGGAGAACUUGGAUGUUGGUCGAUAUUGCUGAAUUCCCGUAGAGUUGCAAUGCAACGUUGACCGUUUUGCCAUGCAUGGUUCUAUUUCUAUUCCUCUCCUUACGCUGUACAUACAGGUGCUGACGGUUUUCUUGCAUCUACGUUUUGCUUUCACGGUGUAUUGGUCACAGUUGUGCUUUGUGUAUCUUGUACUGUAGUCAGUUAUACAGAUAGUUCUAAUUGAUAUUUAUAUACUCACCUCCGCAACUGACUUGGAGGCUCCGGGCUAAAAUUGAUUUGAUUUUAGUAGACCGCACUGCUCCAGCUGGUGGGCAAGGUUUCACUACAUUUGGCUUGUCUAGCAAUUGUUCUUAAAAAGUUGUAUGUGGAUUUCAUUUGCCAUUA
Sycon ciliatum is the source of this 1249-nucleotide messenger RNA. RefSeq names its product NADH dehydrogenase [ubiquinone] flavoprotein 2, mitochondrial-like. The record is from RefSeq and is a predicted model, not a curated record. Gene Ontology annotation, biological process: mitochondrial electron transport, NADH to ubiquinone. Gene Ontology annotation, molecular function: NADH dehydrogenase activity. Lineage: Eukaryota; Metazoa; Porifera; Calcarea; Leucosolenida; Sycettidae. The transcript has a single exon. Bases 50 to 781 code for a protein of 243 amino acids.